CUUUUUGUCACAUCCUUCUCUCACUUGACGAUAAACCAACUGCCCAUAAAAACUUCCAUCUUCGUCAUCUUCUCUUCAUAUUCACACCAAAAAAAAACCCCUCAUCUUUGAUCCAUCUGUAUCUUUCUCUUUACACACAAAUCAUCAUCAUCAUCAUCACUUUCCAAACAUGACGUCCCAUCCACCGGGAAAAUGUUGUUACCAGGGUGUCAAGCACGAAGGUACCGCGACGGGAGAGUUUUCCACCUUGGGUGAUUUUGAAAUCUACACCAAAUAUCCCGAAAACAAGAGUACAGAAAAAGGUAUCUUGAUCAUCACCGACGUGAUCGGUCAUCGUUUCAUCAAUGCGAACCUCAUCGCGGACCAAUUCGCCGCCAACGGAUACUUUGUCAUGAUGCCUGAUUUGUUCCACAAGGAUCCCAUCCCGCUCGAUCGUCCUGGAGAUUUUGACAUCAUGAAGUGGAUGCAGGGGGAAUACAGCGAAUCCAAAACCCCACACACGCCACCGACGGUAGAUCCGAUUGUCGAUUCUUGUCUGGUCGAAAUGAGGACGAAAUAUAAUUGCAAGAAAAUCGGUGCCGUGGGAUAUUGUUUCGGCGGCAAAUACGUCGUCCGUCACCUCCGACCCGACGCCGGCAAGAUCGACGUCGGUUACACGGCCCACCCUUCGUUCGUCCAGGCCGACGAGCUCCGAGACCUCAAGGGUCCCCUGGCCAUCUCCGCCGCCGAGACCGACCACAUCUUCCCGACCGAGAAGCGGCACGAGACCGAGACCAUCCUGAAGGACCUGGGAUUCCCCUACCAGAUCAACCUGUACAGCGGGGUCGAGCACGGGUUCGCCGUCCGGGGGGACCCCAAGAACCGGGUCGCCCAGUACGCCAAGGAGAAUGCCUUCCUGCAGGCCGUGCAGUGGUUCGAGGAACACUUGUGAUUUGAUGUGGACCAUACUCGGUCCCAGGCCGGGUUCGAGUCGGGUGGUCAGGUGGAGUCGAGUCAAGAACCAAAACCUGGGGACAAAAAGGACACGCCCUGGCGACGUGUCUCUCUCCUUUUCUCUCCAGGAUGUGAUCAUGGAACCCCCAAAAACUUCUGAAUCGAACCCAUGUCAGAGCCCAAAGAACAAGACCAGGCAGACAACAAACCAAAUAGGGCAGACAGGGAAACUUGAAAUCAUUGUCGUCAGCAACGACACAUACAUACACUGUGACAUUGCGCCUCUGAUGGUAGACCAUGAUGUUCUCGAGAGACCUGAAGCCAAGGUCCAUUGAGGCUACGUAGUAGGAUCGAACGAGAUAGAGAGCGAAAGUGUCAGCAUCUUAUCACUCGAGCCGAAUCUUAG
Molecule: messenger RNA, 1339 nt
Organism: Exophiala oligosperma
Lineage: Eukaryota; Fungi; Ascomycota; Eurotiomycetes; Chaetothyriales; Herpotrichiellaceae
Exons: 3
Coding region: 170-931 (253 amino acids)
Molecular function (GO): hydrolase activity
Source: RefSeq, a predicted model, not a curated record